Molecule: messenger RNA, 2036 nt
Organism: Rhinopithecus roxellana (golden snub-nosed monkey)
Lineage: Eukaryota; Metazoa; Chordata; Mammalia; Primates; Cercopithecidae
Gene: PDE9A
Product: phosphodiesterase 9A
Exons: 19
Coding region: 220-1821 (533 amino acids)
Biological process (GO): cGMP catabolic process
Molecular function (GO): 3',5'-cyclic-GMP phosphodiesterase activity
Source: RefSeq, a predicted model, not a curated record
CCGAGCGGAGGAGGAGACCCUGCGGCGCGCGGCGGCGGCUCCCGGGCGUCCCGGGCCCGGUGGCGGCGCGGCUCUGGUUGGCUGAGCGCCGCGGGCCGCCCCCCGCCCGCCCCCUCCCGCCCCCUCCCGCCCCCUCCCCUGCUCCCCUCCCCCGCCUCCCGCGGCCGCUGGCGUCGGGAAAGUACAGUAAAAAGUCCAAGUGCAGCCGCCGGGCGCAGGAUGGGAUCCGGCUCCUCCAGCUACCGGCCCAAGGCCAUCUACCUGGACAUCGAUGGACGCAUUCAGAAGGUGAUCUUCAGCAAGUACUGCAACUCCAGUGACAUCAUGGACCUGUUCUGCAUCGCCACCGGCCUGCCUCGGAACACGACCAUCUCCCUGCUGACCACUGACGAUGCCAUGGUCUCCAUCGACCCCACCAUGCCCGCGAAUUCAGAACGCACUCCCUACAAAGUGAGACCUGUGGCCAUCAAGCAACUCUCUGAGAGAGAAGAAUUAAUCCAGAGCGUGCUGGCGCAGGUUGCAGAGCAGUUCUCAAGAGCAUUCAAAAUCAAUGAACUGAAAGCUGAAGUUGCAAAUCACUUGGCUGUGCUAGAGAAACGCGUGGAAUUGGAAGGACUGAAAGUGGUGGAGAUUGAGAAAUGCAAGAGUGACAUUAAGAAGAUGAGGGAGGAGCUGGCGGCCAGAAGCAGCAGGACCAGCUGCCCCUGUAAGUACAGUUUUUUGGAUAACCACAAGAAGUUGACUCCUCGACGCGAUGUUCCCACUUACCCCAAGUACCUGCUCUCUCCAGAGACUGUCGAGGCCCUGCGGAAGCCGACCUUUGAUGUCUGGCUUUGGGAGCCCAACGAGAUGCUGAGCUGCCUGGAGCACAUGUACCACGACCUGGGGCUGGUCAGGGACUUCAGCAUCAACCCCGUCACCCUCAGGAGGUGGCUGCUCUGCGUCCACGACAACUACAGAAACAACCCCUUCCACAACUUCCGGCACUGCUUCUGCGUGGCCCAGAUGAUGUACAGCAUGGUCUGGCUCUGUGGUCUCCAGGAGAAGUUCUCACAAACGGAUAUCCUGAUCCUAAUGACAGCGGCCAUCUGCCACGAUCUGGACCAUCCUGGCUACAACAACACGUACCAGAUCAACGCCCGCACAGAGCUGGCAGUUCGCUACAAUGACAUCUCACCGCUGGAGAACCACCACUGUGCCGUGGCCUUCCAGAUCCUCGCUGAGCCCGAGUGCAACAUCUUCUCCAACAUCCCACCUGAUGGGUUCAAGCAGAUCCGACAGGGAAUGAUCACGUUAAUCUUGGCCACUGACAUGGCAAGACAUGCAGAAAUUAUGGAUUCUUUCAAAGAGAAAAUGGAGAAUUUUGACUACAGCAAUGAGGAGCACAUGACCCUGCUGAAGAUGAUUUUGAUAAAAUGCUGUGAUAUCUCUAACGAGGUCCGUCCAAUGGAAGUCGCAGAGCCUUGGGUGGACUGUUUAUUAGAGGAAUAUUUUAUGCAGAGCGACCGUGAGAAGUCAGAAGGCCUUCCCGUGGCCCCGUUCAUGGACCGAGACAAAGUGACCAAGGCCACAGCCCAGAUUGGGUUUAUCAAGUUUGUCCUGAUCCCAAUGUUUGAAACAGUGACUAAGCUCUUCCCCAUGGUUGAGGAGAUCAUGCUGCAGCCGCUUUGGGAAUCCCGAGAUCGCUAUGAAGAACUAAAGCGGAUAGACGACGCCAUGAAAGAGUUACAGAAGAAGACUGACAGCUUGACGUCUGGAGCCACCGAGAAGUCCAGAGAGAGAAGCAGAGAUGUGAAAACCAGUGAAGGAGACUGUGUCUGAGGAACAUGAGGGGCGUGGCUGCGGUUCCGGACGGGCUGGUGGAGCUGCGCGGGAUCCUUGUGUGGGAAGAGCUGCCCUGGGCACCUGGCACCACAAGACCACGUUUUCUAAGAAACAUUUUGUUCACUGAUACAAAAAAAAAAAAAGGAAUUCAUGAUGCUGUACAGAAUUUUAUUUUUAAACUGUCUUUUAAAUAAUAUAUUCUUAUACGGAAA